AUGGCCAAUAUGCCAAUGAUCAUGCAGACGUUGAUGAAGUCUGGAAUUCCCGCCAGGCCCGAGUUCCGUGUUGCGAUAACGAAAGGCGAUGCUGCCGAGCCGGAUCCGCCAAGGAGAAGGGGGUCAUCUGAUGGGACUAUGAUGCCGAUAAAGAUCACGCAAACCAGAUACAUGAAGCUGACACGGAUUGGAACCAGAGUCGACGCGUGGGCCAUCGAGUAUCUUGGCGAGCUGGCCUCUCCUCCCAUGACGCCAAUGAAGACUUGGUCCCCAACUGCCCAGAUAGCUAGAACUUCCGUCUUUGACAGAUCCGGUGAGGCCGGCGCCAGCGAUCAAGGCAAGAGAGAGGAAAAUAACGAAGACGAAAAGAAUGAUCUUGACAAGCGAUCCAAUGGAUUGAAGCCAAGCGAAGAACUUGUUUGGGAGGAAGAAGACGACGAGACAGAUGCAUAG
Messenger RNA from Colletotrichum chrysophilum, 453 nucleotides. RefSeq lists its product as uncharacterized. The transcript is spliced from 2 exons. Lineage: Eukaryota; Fungi; Ascomycota; Sordariomycetes; Glomerellales; Glomerellaceae. The coding region runs from base 1 to 453 and encodes 150 amino acids. The record is from RefSeq and is a predicted model, not a curated record.